UCGCUCGCUCCCUCUGGUCCUUCUCUUCGUGCUCGGUCCUUCGUGCAGCGCGCGCGUCCCUCCUCGGGAAGACGAAAGGGUCGCGUGGCGUUCGUGCGUACGACGGCCGUUCGUCCAACCCCGUACGUGGCGCAGGGGUUGCAUUCAAGGGUGCCGGCCGGUGUCGCACACGCUCGCCGGCAACGGAACAGAGGAGAGCGAACGAGAGAGAGAACGAGCGGGAACGACAGAGGACACACAGCACAGCAGACGAGAGUUGGGAUCUGGUGUGCGGCAUCAUGCAUUGCAUGCGCUCGGCGUACGCUCAUUAAAUCAGUCGGACGCCGCUUACGCACAUGACAAGUCACGUGUAAGUCGUCGUCGCCCCGGAAGAGUGCCAGUGUGGGCCACGAGAACGCCGCACGCUGCCAACCGGUGUCUGUGUGCGUGUGCCGCCAAGUGUUUUGUGGUGUUGUGUUGUGCCAAAAUUUGUUGCAAGUGUGUCCAACCACCACCCCCAACAUCAAUAUAUCGCUGAGUAUUUUGUUUGCCAAGUGAUCGGUUAGCGCGAGAGUGAACAAGAAUUAAUACAAGAAUUUAACGGAAUUAAAAAGUGGCAAGAACCUAACGCAAGUGAAAGUGAUCCCGCGUGGUUGUAGCAGCAUCAGUAAGAGGAAGAACAAACACACAACCAUGGAUCAUCAUCUUCCACAUCAUCAUCCGCACCAUCAUCACGGUACGCCCCUUCACUGGGGCUACUCCACUGCGACGACGCCAAGUGCCACCUCUACGCCGACGCACGCCGGCCACAACACGUGGACGCCCCCGUCGUCCAAGGGCCACAAGCGGACGCUUUCCGAAAGUGACUGUGAGGAUCUGUACUCGGAGGAAUCGUCCAAGGAGCAUACCUCACCGGGAGAAUCCGAUAGCUGUCAACUGAUGAGCCGCAAACGGAGACGCGGCGUGAUCGAGAAGAAGCGCCGGGAUCGCAUCAACUCCUCGCUGACCGAGUUGAAGCGGCUCGUCCCAAGCGCCUACGAGAAGCAAGGAUCGGCGAAGCUGGAAAAGGCCGAAAUUCUGCAACUAACCGUGGACCACCUGAAGGCACUGCAUGCACGUGGACUGGACGAUGCGAGCUACGAUCCGCAACGGUUCGCCAUGGACUACCAUAUCAUUGGCUUUCGGGAGUGUGUGGCGGAAGUCGCCCGUUACCUCGUCACGAUCGAGGGCAUGGAUGUGCAGGAUCCGCUCCGGCUGCGCCUCAUGUCCCAUCUGCAGUGUUUCGCGACACAGCGGGAACUGUCGACGAAAGCGAAUGCGGCUGCCGCCACCAGCCCGGCCUGGUCGCACAGCAGCAGCACCGCCUACCCCGUCGCGGCAGCAGCCGCCGCCGCUGCCGUAGCCUACCCGAGCACGCACCAUGGCACCAGCGGCUACUACCCUCACCCGCAUCACCAGAACUACGGACCGCCGCAAAGUGCAACCGCACCGUACAUUCCACAGGUGGCCACCAUUCCCCCACCCCUCGACCAUCUGCACCAGCAGCAGCAGCAGCAACAGCAACAGCAGCAGCAGCAGCAACAUCAUCAACAGCUGAGUGGACAUCCUUCCGGUGCUUCCUCGGCGGCAACCGCUGCCAUCUACGCCACAAGUGCUCCGCUGCACGAGUUGUACAACAGCCAGCAUGAUUCCGCCAACGCUGGCCAGCAGCAACAGCAGCAGACGGAGCAGCAGCAGCAGCAACAGUCUGCAGUUGGCACGAACGGUGCACCGACGUACACGGAUCUGUCCAACAACAACCCGAACCGGGGUUUGUCCGCGUACGGCAAUCCGCAGUACCCGGUGAGCACCUCGACGCACGGAUACAGUGCGUCGACCAGCUCGUCGUACAACACGGCAGCGAAGCCGUACCGUCCGUGGGGUGCCGAGAUGGCCUGCUGAAGAGAGCAAGGAGGGAACGAAGUGGGAAGUGAAGCAUAUGCUAGAGUUGCCAAAAAGAGUGUGUGUGUGUGAGGAGGAAAAAAGAAUCUUUCCCAUACCGGGGAAUCGAACCCGGGCCUUCUGGGUGAAAGCCAGAUAUCCUAGCCACUAGACCAUAUGGGAGGCUUGCGAGAGAGCUAUUCCGCUACGUACUGAUUCUACCGCUCUACUUUGCGUAUGCGAUGCAGUGCGCCUGACUCUGCCAAAGACAAUUGCCAUUCACCACGCAAGAUUUCAUACAAAGUAGCACAAACCAUUUCGCUGGCAAAAGAUUAUUUGAUUUAGAACACUCAGGAACGAUGUAAGAGUAAGAGCUUACGCACAGAGUCAUAUUUAAGGAAGCUGGUCCGCUCUGGAAGAGAUGGAAGGGAAACACACAUAUGUUCUAAGCUUUAACUACACUAAACCAUAAAAGGUGUCCUUAAGAACCGCUCUUUUUUGUACAUACACAGGUGUGAUUGAUUGUGAGUGAGUGAGAGAUGUUAGGAAAUAAGAAUCAUAAGUAAGAAAGAAAGAGAGAGAGAGAGAGAGAGAGAGAGAGAGAGAGAGAGAGAGAGAGAGAGAGAGAGAGAGAGA
Messenger RNA from Anopheles gambiae (African malaria mosquito), 2535 nucleotides. RefSeq names its product hairy/enhancer-of-split related with YRPW motif protein (gene Hey). The transcript has 3 exons. Lineage: Eukaryota; Metazoa; Arthropoda; Insecta; Diptera; Culicidae. Gene Ontology annotation, cellular component: nucleus. Gene Ontology annotation, molecular function: DNA-binding transcription factor activity, RNA polymerase II-specific; RNA polymerase II cis-regulatory region sequence-specific DNA binding; protein dimerization activity. Bases 673 to 1920 code for a protein of 415 amino acids. The record is from RefSeq and is a predicted model, not a curated record. Gene Ontology annotation, biological process: anterior/posterior pattern specification; regulation of transcription by RNA polymerase II; regulation of neurogenesis.